Messenger RNA from Colletotrichum gloeosporioides, 1254 nucleotides. RefSeq lists its product as uncharacterized. The transcript is spliced from 5 exons. NCBI's taxonomy places the organism in Eukaryota, Fungi, Ascomycota, Sordariomycetes, Glomerellales, Glomerellaceae. The coding region runs from base 1 to 1254 and encodes 417 amino acids. The record is from RefSeq and is a predicted model, not a curated record.
AUGUCGUCCGAACUCCCCCGUAACUUUUCCACCGACAGCGCCCGGCCGCAUACGCCGCCCUCUACCAGACCCUCCAUAUCCGUGCUGUCGUCCAAACAAGACCAAUUGAAGCUCGUAACACGACAGGACUACCCUGAAGAUCACCCCAGCCCGACAUCUGAUGAAGUCGAUCGGGCGGUGUGGGCGGGAGCAUCGGACUCUGACCUGGACGAUUCCACCGACGAUUCGACGCCGCACCCGAGCACUCGCGCGCCGUCCCGGUCCGCCACCACACGUACCAAGUCCAAGAAGUCGAUCUUCUCCUCAAUCUUCUCAAAGUUCGCUAAGACUGGCAAGCGUUUUGGCUUCGUACCAAACAGCAAGAACUUCAUCCCAUCCACCAAGCUGCGUCUCUUCCAGCCUCGUCCAACACGUCUUAACCCGCAAACAGUGCUCCAACAUCAGAUCAUCGCCGAACUCUUCGAUGGUAGACUCCACCUUGCCCCGGUCGUGAAGGCCAGGGCCGUUCUGGACAUUGGCACUGGGCCAGGGUUAUGGGCAUUACCGGCUGACAUGGACGCAGGAAUACGGCAAGUUGCUCAUGUUGGCUUUCAAGGCCUCAUAACGUGGUCCACACUAACCCUUGUUCCAACAACAGCCAAGAAGAAUCCCAACUGUGCCGUACUGGGGAUUGACAUUGAGAAGGUUCGCCCACCAUAUUCGGUGUCCAACUGCUCAUUCAAAAUCAUGGACGCGACAGCGGAUUGGAACCUAAACAGGCAAUUCGACUUUAUCCAUGUCCGUAUGCUUGGUGAUGUGUCAGAGAAGGAACAACUCAUCAAGUCCGUCUACGACCACUUGAAUCCUGGCGGCUGGGCUGAGUUCACAGAGUGGAUUGCCAUACUCCAGUCUCCAAACCGAUCCUUGGAGGGCAGCGCAUUCCACAAAUGGAAUCUGCUGCUCCGACAAGGCCUGCAGAACAUGGGACGAUCGCUACACUAUCCGAACCAUUACCAGCCUAUCUUAGAGAAGGCCGGCUUCGAGAGGAUGAAGAUAACGAAGCAUGCUGCCCCCACGAACUCGUGUUAUCCGGGCAAGAAGUGCCAAAGAUUCGGUGCCAUGAUGACCAAGAACUGGAAUGCCAUCAUCGAGCCGCUCAGUGUCCCGGUUUUCACCAUUGGUCUCGGCUGGACCGAGCCCCAAGUGCUUGCGUUGGUUAAAGACGUCCGUGAAGAGAUUGGCGAUACAAACUACCAUUCGUUCAUGACAUUGUAA